Molecule: messenger RNA, 906 nt
Organism: Phascolarctos cinereus (koala)
Lineage: Eukaryota; Metazoa; Chordata; Mammalia; Diprotodontia; Phascolarctidae
Product: olfactory receptor 4C3-like
Biological process (GO): G protein-coupled receptor signaling pathway
Cellular component (GO): membrane
Molecular function (GO): G protein-coupled receptor activity; olfactory receptor activity
Source: RefSeq, a predicted model, not a curated record
AUGGAGCAUCAAAGGAAUGUUACAGAAUUUAUUCUUUUGGGGCUCUCAUCAAUUCCAGAGGUACAAACAAUAUUGUUCCUUAUGUUCUUUAUUAUAUAUGUCAUCACCAUCGGUGGAAACCUGCUCAUUGUGGUCACCAUUGUCAGUAGCCAGGCACUAACCUUACCUGUGUAUUUUUUCCUCGCUUCUCUCUCUUUUAUUGAUACUUGCUAUUCCACCUCAGUGGUCCCAAAGCUCAUUGCAGAUUGUUUGUAUGAGAAGAAAAUCAUCUCUUUCAAUGGGUGUAUGACUCAGCUAUUUGCAGAACAUUUCUUCGGUGGUGCUGAGAUCAUCCUGCUCACAGUGAUGGCCUAUGACCGCUACGUAGCCAUCUGUAAGCCCUUGUACUAUGUGACUACCAUGAAUCAACAUCUAUGUGGUCUUCUGGUGUUUCUGGCAUGGGGAGGUGGCUUUCUACAUGCCAUGAUUCAAAUUCUCCUCAUCUUUCAGUUACCCUUAUGUGGUCCCAACUUAAUGGAUCACUUUGUUUGUGACUUUUACCCAUUGCUGGAGCUUGCCUGUACUGACACCUAUGUUACUGGUAUCUUGGUGAUGGUCAACAGUGGGGUAAUCUGCCUUGUGAACUUUGUCAUGCUAACUGCCUCAUAUGUCAUCAUCUUGCAUUCUCUGAGGUUCCACAGCGUGGAAGGGAGAAGUAAAGCCCUCUCCACCUGCAGUUCCCAUUUCACUGUAGUUGUGUUGUUCUUUGUACCCUGCAUAUUCACAUAUGUGAGACCGUUGCAUACUCUGCCUGUUGAUAAAACUGUGGCCAUAUUCUAUGGUAUUCUCACUCCUAUGCUGAACCCCCUGAUCUAUACCCUAAGAAACUCAGAGGUAAAAAAUGCCAUAAGAAAAUUGUGGGCAUAA